GCAUAUAAAACCCCGCGCGCCCGGCCGGGGCCUGCAGCCACACCAGAGCCAAAGCCAACAAGAAGAGAGAAGCCACCAUCACCAGCACGGCAGCAGAGAGAGAGACCGUGGACGGAGCGAUCGAUGAUGGCGGCGGCGAAGGCGCUCCCCUCCCUGGUCCUCGUCCUGCUGCUCGCCGUCGCGUCUCAGGAGGCGGCGGCGACCAUCACCAAGCGCGACUUCCCCCCGGGGUUCAUCUUCGGCACCGGCUCCUCCGCCUACCAGAUCGAAGGCGCGGUCGCGGAGGACGGGAGAAAACCCAGCAUCUGGGACACGUUCACACACUCAGGCCACUCUGUCGACGGUGCCACUGCUGACGUGACUGCAGAUCAGUACCAUAAGUACAAGGAAGAUGUAAAGCUUUUGAGCGACAUGGGAGUCGAUGCCUACAGAUUUUCAAUUGCCUGGCCUCGCCUUAUUCCCGAUGGCCGUGGAGCUGUCAAUCCAAAGGGACUGGAGUACUACAACAAUCUUAUCGAUGAACUCCUGGCUCAUGGAAUCCAGCCUCACGUCACGAUAUAUCAUUUCGACUUCCCUCAGGCUCUUCAAGACGAAUACAACGGGAUGCUUAGUCGCAAAUUCAUAGAUGACUACACAGCGUAUGCAGAAGUGUGCUUCAAGAACUUCGGCGACAGGGUGAAAUACUGGAGCACUGUCAAUGAGCCAAACAUCGAGCCGAUUGGCGGGUACGAUCAGGGUAUCCUCCCACCGCGGCGAUGCUCAUUCCCCUUCGGCGUCCUCAGUUGCGACAACGGCAACUCUACCACAGAGCCAUACAUAGUAGCUCACCAUCUUCUGCUUGCACAUGCCUCAGCAGCUUCCCUGUAUAAAGAGAAGUAUCAGGCCAAGCAAGGAGGAAAUAUUGGACUCACAUUGCUCGGUUGGUGGUACGAGCCUGCGACACAAACACCUGAGGAUAUAGCAGCAGCUGAAAGGAUGAACGACUUUCACAUUGGAUGGUAUAUGCAUCCGUUGGUGCACGGAGAUUACCCCCCAGUGAUGAGGAAGAAUGUUGGGUCCAGGCUACCAUCAUUCACCGACGAAGAACUGAAGAGGCUGCUCGGAUCUUUCGAUUUUGUCGGAUUUAACCACUACAUUGCGGUAUAUGUGAAGGCUGAUCUUAGCAAGCUGGAUGAUGAGCUGAGAGAUUACAUGGGCGAUGCAGCCGUGAAAUAUGACAUGCCAUUUUUGAAGAAGAACCAGCUCCUGUUUGGGUUGAAAAGCGAUUUCAUGACAUCGACACCGUGGGCUCUGAAGAAAAUGCUGGAGCAUCUCCAGCUCAAAUACAAGAACCCUAUAGUCAUGAUCCAUGAGAACGGAGCUGCUAGCAUUGCUGAUCCCUCUGCUGGGAACGCCCCCGACGACGAGUUCAGGUCGCAGUACCUGCAGGAUUACAUCGAGGCGACCCUCGAAUCCAGCAGGAACGGGUCGAACGUGCAGGGCUACUUCGUGUGGUCGUUUCUGGACGUGUUCGAGUAUCUGUUUGGCUACCGCAUGGGCUUCGGCCUCUAUGGCGUCGACUUCAACUCCGAGGAGAGGACGAGGUACCAGAGGCACUCCGCCAAGUGGUUCACCGGCUUCCUCCGUGGCGGCGAGCUGAGGCCGGUGGCUCUCCCCGGCCAGGCAUAUUCCCAGUGAUCUUGGCACACUUCUUCAUGCUUCUGUAGCACACGGAGAGGAGGAUGGACGACGAAUAAGCCUGGGAAGAUGGUUGGGUGUUGUUUUUGGAUGGUAACUGAAUUUUGCUUGGGCAGCAGGGUUUAUAUACAGGUCUCUGCUUCUUUGGGUUUGAUUGUUCCUAAAUGUAUAUGUCUGUGUUGAUGUAUAUGCGGAAAAUAUUAAUAUGUCGAUAUACAAGGUGUUGGAUCUAGUCAGCAGUUCGAGAUCGAAA
Molecule: messenger RNA, 1930 nt
Organism: Aegilops tauschii subsp. strangulata
Lineage: Eukaryota; Viridiplantae; Streptophyta; Magnoliopsida; Poales; Poaceae
Product: beta-glucosidase 31
Biological process (GO): carbohydrate metabolic process
Molecular function (GO): beta-glucosidase activity
Source: RefSeq, a predicted model, not a curated record